Xyrichtys novacula (pearly razorfish) is the source of this 13541-nucleotide messenger RNA. NCBI's taxonomy places the organism in Eukaryota, Metazoa, Chordata, Actinopteri, Labriformes, Labridae. The record is from the annotation of a GenBank genome assembly.
GUCAUUACGCCGUUGGAACCUUCAGCUGUCAGACUUUGGCCACCCUAAAAGUGCAGGUUUUGUUAGCAAACUUACUCGAACUGUUCGAACCGCGCCGACUCUCCUCAAAGUUGUGCAUUUACCCACCGAUCGAUCUCCCAGCGCGCGAGCUGCCGGUUGAAGCGCGUGGAUUGCACGAGGAAGAUCCGUUGAGUUUUUUUUUAUCGCUGCUGUUUUUUUUUUUUUUUUUUUUGCACAAGCCAGCGAUCCUGAGCGGGUGUGCGGCUCGAUGCAGGGAGGGAGGGAGUAGAAAAAGGCAAAAGUCUUUGUGCUUCCCUUCCCCCUCAUCAAAGCAAAGGGGAAAUGUCUCUGUCUAAAGGAGGUGAGUGUUUUUCUCACUUAUUUCUCACGCAACUUUGCAUUUCUUCUGAACGCCCGAUGCGCAAAUACGCGCUCAAGUAGUUUAGCUAACCGUGUUUGAGAAAUGUAACCUUGCCAGGUGGAAAGCUGCAUGUAUGAGGGGAGGAAAGAGAAGCUAGCCAGCAUGUCUUUCCUGCUUUCUAUCACUAUACGAAGUCUCUAAACACCCUUGUAUCCAAAGCUACUCAACACAGACACUCUAAAUGUUUGCUAAAUUUAAUUUUAACCCGUUUUCUACAAAGCUAGUCGCAUCGCUUCUGUAACUUCCCGUGUUGUGGUUAACAUGAGCUAACAUCACUCUCACGACAAUAAAGGACUUCUGCCAAGCUGUAAUUAUGAACCAAGUUGCCCCCUUUAGCUGGAAAUCACCGCCCUGGGGAUCAGUUUCUCGCUUUCGGGGAAAGUAAACCACACUGGGACCACAGGUGUUUGUGUUUCUCGGCCUCCACACUCAUGACUGAUCGAUUGUGUUGGGACCCUCUCGGUGUGGGCGCUGAAAUAUUUUUAGCGCCGCGUUCAUCAAAUAUGCAUUUUUCUCCCCCUCAUGUGGUUUGGUAAUGACUUUAUUUUUAUUAAGCUAUGGCACACUCCACUUCCGCUUGUGCUUGUGUUAUAAUUACUGCACUGUAUGUUGAAUAAUAAAACACACGCACACAGACACACACCUUGGAAAAAUCAAGGUCCUUCCUCUGCGUCAAUUGCGCACGCACACACGGGUUGAUGAUGAUGAUGUCAAUUUACAUUUCAAGUUCACCGCUUGUGCUCGUGUUACACAAUCAUACUAGCGUUACCAUGGUCGGGAGUACACACUGUUUUGAGAGGGCUGUGUAGAUUGGCCGGGGUGCUGCUCACAAGCAAUCACAGCCUUCGGCCUACCAUGGCAUGUUUUGACUUGCAGCACCAAUACCUCGAGCAGCAGCCUCUGUCUUUUGUUGACAGUUCACUGGCUGCAAGCAGAGAGUCUAUAGCUGCUACACAGGUUCUGUGCUGUAAUUAUUGUGUGCACCCAAGCAGGCCUGAGGUGUCUCUGUGAGUUUAGUUUUUUCAUUCCUUGGCCACUACAAGGAGUUCUACCCUGGGUGGUCAAGGGUGGAGUGAGUGCAGAGUGCAGUGUAUUGCAUUGCAGGGCUGCUUUUCAUGGUAUUGCUGAGGCAUGUUUGGAGAUUGGGUUCUCCCUCGCAGAGCUGAUAGGGUGGUGCACAAGAUUAUCCGUGCAUGAGUCAUCUUUUUUUUUCUGUAUAUGGACCCACUCCGAGGCUGGAGCUUCCUGAUGGUGACUCGCCAGGCAGCUAUUGACACUUUGAUCCCUCGUGCACAAUCCAGAAAUUCUUGUUCACAUGACGUAUGCAAUUAUUCCACUCCGAAUACUUUCCGUGGAACAUCUCUGGUUUUAUAAGAAUUGCUGCAUUUCCUGUAAAAGUGCACGGCUUAAUUCCCUCUGCAGAUUUUGCGUUCUUGCAUGCGGUGCAAACAUGCAAACGUUUGAGUCCAUUCCUUCUAUCUCUGCACAUGUAUUUUCUUGUAUUGCCUGCACUGACUGACAUCAUGGCGGCCUUAUAUUCUACCAGACUAGAACAUACAGCCGUACCAGUCUUGCAGCAACAGGAUGCCAUGUAGGGCUGAAAACUGCAACCAAAGUUAAAUUUGUGCAAUCUGAAAAUAAAACUAGGAACAUCUGUGCACGGGAAAUGAUUGUCAUGGUGCAACUGUUUCCCACUUCUCAAUACAGCACUUGCUAAUUCAGUGACCAGUGGUUGUUAAGUAAUGCAUGGUUUUUCCCUAUCAUUUACAGUACAAGGCGGCUGCAGCAGCCCUAAUUUCUCAACAGUCUCUCGGCUCUUCCUGUAAGAGUCUCACAGGGUUUCCAUGGGAAAGUCUGAGGACAGCUCUUGGUGAAUUUGUCACUUUUAACUAAAAUUACAGUAUUACACUUGUGGGGUGAAAGCCAAAUUAGUCCAGCACAGCGAAAGACAAAGGAUAGUAUGAAGUUUUCUGCAGAAAGCGUCUUGUUUAUCCUGCAGAUGAGUGUCCUUACACACUGUGCAAAACAUGGAUCUAGUCUCAGCGACACCUUCUACGUCGGCAGAUAUUAAGUUAUAGAAAAACUCAAACAGUCAACAGAUGGGCUUUUUAAAUGGGUGUGCAUGUGGCGUGCAAUGCUUUUGCAGCAAACCUUGAAGCUAGGGCUGGGUGAUACAGGAAAAAAGUUUUAUCAUGAUAUAUUUUUUCAUAUCUGUCGUAAUCGAUAUAUCACGAUAUAAAAAAUGAAAUUUAACAGUGCUUAUUGGUAGCAUGUCUUUUGCAACACGAAAAGCUACUGCAUCUGUGAGGUCUUUGUUUCUCUUCGACGUUUUGCACUUGAGAAAGCGGACUGAAUGGUCGGCUGUUUCGGCUGCACAGGCGCCGUGGGCUCCUUACUGCAGUCGGGGUUUGUAACCUUUUGCAUUGCUCGUGCUCUGCCACAUGACACCUCUUCAGGUGGUGAAAAAGAUUUGAGGUAUUCCCUGAUUUUGUGAGAACAUGCACUCAACAUAAAUUGCAAUGUACAUUACUGUGUUUCAUGUUGGACCAUAGACUGUAUAUACUACGGACAACUUGGUUCUGCCUCUCGCUAGUAUAUAGAUUUGAAGCCAAAAAGCUCUCAGUAUUUCUGGGACUUUAACCAGCGCUGCGCAGUAGCGAUACGCGCAUUCACCGAGAGUAGCUGUGAUGAUGCUCGGCUCAAACAGCGUAUCCCCCGGGUGAGCUACGCAAUCCCUGAAUGCCAAUAGGUUGUAUCAAGUGUCAAUCAAAGCAAACAUGAACCCCCUAAUAACUUUUAAAAAAGGAGCUGUGCAGAAAAAAGAGGACUUGAGCACAAACCAGUCUGACUGUAACUACAUGUCAACAUUACAAGCAGGGGGGAGAAACAUUUUUAUUCUGUGUAAUAAGUUUCUAAAGUUUGUCCACAGCUCCAUAAGCUUUGUGGGCGGAAGCAGGAUUUAUGACCUAUACUGCAGCCCACCAAUAGAGGGUGCUGUUCUCGGAGUGGCUUCACCAGCAAAGAGGCAGACUCUGUCCAUUCUUUUUACAGUCUGUGGUUGGACCUCAAAAAACCCAAAAUACCUCCACACCUCCGACGUUUUCGUGCCAGUGUUGUCGAGCCUUCAUCUGCAUUACUAGUUUUCUUUUUUUCUCACCAACAGUGCUGUCGGCUUCAUGUGUCAAAGUGCUAUGGUUGCUUUUAGCUGCAGCCCGCUACUACGCAGUUGUUCUCUACCUGGUUCUAAUUCAGCACACUGAUUGGUUCAGCACGAAGCAGGCCCAGAGCAACUCCCCUUUUCAUUGGCUAGUCAUAUAGUCUACCAAAACAUGUCAGAAUGCCGACUAUCAAAAACCAUAUUGACCAUGUUUUAUAUUGAUAUCGUGGUAAAUUAAUUUUUGAUAUACAGUACAGGCCAAAAGUUUGGACACACCUUCUCAUUCAAUGCAUUUUGUUUAUUCUCAUGACUAUGAAUGAACACAUGUGGAAUCACGUGCUUAAGUAAAAAGUGUGAAAUAACUGAAAACAUGUUUUCUAUUUUAGAUUCCUCAAAGUAGCCACCCUUCCCUUUUUUGAUAGCGCUGCAAACUUUUGCUGUUCUCUCAAUGAGCUUCAUUAGGUCUUCACCUGAAAUGGUUUUUACUUCACAGGUGUGCCUUGUAAGGGUGUCUAUUUUAAAGAAACUGGAAUAGAAAACAUAUUUUCAGGUAUUUCACUCUUUUUUUUUGUAAGUAGAAAAUCCUAUGUGUUCAUUCAUAAUUUUGAUGCCUUCACUGAUAAUCUACAAUGUAAACAGUCAUAUAAAAAAAUAAAGAAAAGACAUUGAAUGAGAAGGUGUGUCCAAACUUUUGGCCUGUACUGUAUAUCGUUAUCAUUUUCUCGCCCAGCCCUACUUGAAGCCUUAUAGUUUUAUUUUUUUGCACAAGGUCCCAGCAAGUUUGGAAGGAAGCAUGCCGAUCUCUAAAUGCACGUCAUAUCUGCGGAUUGGUUGUCUGCACGAGACAGCUGUCACCAUAACAGACUCUGGAGUAAAGUUGAUUUCAUAUCGCGAUAAACCUCUCGGCUAUAUACAGCAACACCAGACUCCACGAUCAAAUGUCCUGAUUUUGUUUCAUGCCUGCACUCGCGUCCAUAUUCAUACUCACUGCGUCUGUUUGGUAGUGACCUCAUGUCUUGGUUACAGCGUGUUCAUGUUAUACUAAAAUGCACGAACAAGCAUAAGUAUUGCAGAAGAAUACAUGUCAUGUACAGGACAUUUAUCAUUGAAGUGAAAUUAAGCUCCCGAAGUCCCAGUCCCGCAGCGAUGUUGUCUAAUAAUAGACCUGCUAAUAUGGAUAUUGCUUUUAUGGUGCGCCUGGUGCUUGAAGUUUGGAGCACUAAUGCGACCAAGUAAAAAAAAAAGUUAACUUGGAGCGCUGCUAUGUGAUCCUGGCCUCACUUGGCCCUUACAGGGAUAGCAAGCAGCAAGCACAGUGAAGUGACAUCAUAUUUCCCAUUGGGGUCCUGACAGUUGUUGUGUUUUAAGCGGAUGUGUCGAGACUGACUGGCUGUGAGUCACGUCCAACUCCGCAGUCUGAGCUCCAGGGUCUAACUUUAUGGGACAUUAAAAUCAAGUUAAAACUUUCUUUUAAAGUUUGUGUAUUUUGCGUGAUUGUUCAGCACAAUCAGACGAAUCAAACAGCUUUUAGACAUCUGUGCCAUGACAGAUGUUUUUGCCCUGCACCCUCAUGUCUGCUGUUGCCCUCAUUGUGUUAACAAAAGGUUGUCUUGUUGGUCGGGUCAUCGGAAGGCUUUGAGUGCUCUCGCUUUAUCCCACGCAGAGGAAACACAAAGUCUAUUUUUGACUGAGCAUGUGUGAGUAAAUCACACUUCAAUCUCUCCCUACCACAUGAGACUGCUGCAGUCUGUCCAGCAGCCACUGUGGGACUAUUUUAGGGCUGCAGCACAAAAUGGACCUGUCUGACAUUUCAAUGAAAGGCCAUAGAAUCUAAAAAUCUGAGCAAAACUUCACUUCCCUUCCAGCUCAUUCUGGUAAGAAGGGGUUUACCCAGUCGUACUUCCUCCACACAGGAGUGGUGUGACUCACUAAACAGCAAAUACAAGCCCACAGUAUUAAUGAGAGCUAAUCAUACCAACGGGAUGACCCAUUGCUAACUUGUUGCAGAGGGAAGGUGACUUGCUUUGUCUGCACAUUAAACCAGUUUCUCUUAACUGGGGUAGAAUAAUUGCACGCAGCAGAACAAGACCAGGAAAUAACCUGCCAGGCCCAGUGGGCCAGAUUGUGGCCGUGUCCUGGCACGCAUGCACAGAGGUCAAGAGAAGUGCUCCGUUUUCCCUGCCGACCUUGCACAGAAAGCGAACACGCUGAACACGACUGCCCGUAUGGAGAGUUGUUUUUCCUGUGUUGCUGCUCGUAGGCCCGGUAGCUGUGUCAUUCUGGCAGGGACUCGUGGCCCCUUGUGGGAAGUCCCACAGGCUGCUGGUAAGCCGUGUUUAUGAAUGAGACUGCUGUCACUGAUUUAACACAGAGUCUCCAGGGCUGCACAGUGAACGACACCUCACUCCACAUAACUGCAAAAACAUAAAGAUCUUGACAGUAGAAAAUGAAAAUGUAAACAUUUCAUAUGAAAAAAAAAAUGACAGGAAAGAAAAACUUGAUUCCACAUAACUCCUCCUCCCUCUUUCCUAACCCCCCUUCAAUUUUGAGUCAUCAUACCAAUGUCGAUUAGUCACUUAGUCCACCUUCCUUCCAUUGCAGGGCCUCAGCUUUGAGCUUUGGGUACACCUAAUCUCUGCUUAGAUAACAGAUCAUUUGCUAUAGUUUGUGUCAGAGACAGCUGCAAAUUGAUUGUAACCUUGAAAACAAUUCGAGAGCAAAAUGAGACCCCCUCUCUGGAAGCAGAUGUGAACUCACAUGAAUAACAAGCGCAGGGUAUUAAAUCUGAAUUAAACCUUUUACCGGAUCCGUCUGGAGAUGCAUUUUGCAAACACGCCCGGUAAUAGCCGCUUGUUCUGCUGCUGAAUGCAUCUUUUUGAUCACCUUAUCCUCUCAAUUGUUUUGUCUCACAGGGAAGAAGAAGCUUCCUGGGCUGAAGAUCCCCAGUGAAGUGUUUGCGCAGCCCCCACCAGCAGCAGCAGCAGCGUAAGGCUCCUUUUCUGUCCGGAGUAUUUUAAUAUCGGGGUUAAUGUAUCCCAGUUCUGCAACAUAAGUUCAUCUCAAAAGAUUAGAAUAUAAGCAGAAGUUUUAAGAUUUUUAACCAGUUACUUGGAAAAAUGAAUAUGAACUUUUCUGAAUUUAAUAAGAGAAAUUAGAGAUAAACCAAAACGUUUCCUGGAUUUUUCUCUAAUUUCUAAAUUUACGGCUUAGACUUCAAAAACUUUAAAUAAACGUUGUCAAAUUUAAGAAUUUGGAGGUCUGCAUUGAGAUUGGGAUCUCGGAGGUCCUGUGGGAUCUGAUACAAAUCUCACAGGUGUAUGCAGAAGCAGACAGUCCAAAGACAUACGGACUCAACCAAUGACUUUGAAAAGAUGAGUCUAGCUUAAUUUUUACUAGUGUAUCGUAUCGUAUCAUAUGUUAUAUUGCAUCAUAAGUAACUUUUUCAUUUCCAUCAUUUAACCGGGUAUCCGCAGGUAUCCACUAAUUGAAAUUUAAGGCAUUAAAAUGUCUAAAGAUCUCUUGAAAUGUAAUAAAAUGUCUUAAAUACAAAUUUGAAAGGUCUUAAAAAUGUAUUAACUUUAACAUACAAAUAAUAAACAUUCCAAAGAAAUAAAGAUUAUUUUAAAGUGAUGUAAAAUGUUCCAAUUUCCCUUUGUGUCUUUUGUACUUUUUCUGGCAGUUUAGAUUUCAAAUGAGUCUUGAUUGUAUUCAUCACGGCCUUUGAAAAAUCUUAAAUUUAACUUGUUCAAACCUGCAGAAACACCGUUUGAAACAUCUCAUCUAAAACGCAGUAUUCCUGAUAUCUUUCAUUCUCCGUUACAAAACACGAUGUUUUUCAAAUUUCCAUGAAACAAAAUUUGCUAAACUUACACCUGCCGACUAAAAUGAUGCCUCUAAAGAGCCAGGGAGUGACUGAACUCUGGUAUUGAUUUGUGUUUACUGUAGACAAUAGCGUUACAUGAGAGCUCAAACAAAAACAAAGACACAGAGAUGACCCAUGGCUGCUAGCUUGUUGGUCCUGUUUGCAUUUGGGAGGGGCUAGAGAAGUUCACGGCAGCCCUUCAGCAGAUGUUAUUUGGAGUCAGUUUGGAAGUGCAGAAUGAGGCAUCUAUAUUUUAUAAAAAUAUUUUAAGGUAUUAUUUACCCACAGUGCUUGAAAACUCACUUUUAUAAAUCAUCAUGUAAGAGGUGAAUAAAGAAGUGUAAAGCUGGAUUUUUUGAACCUCUUCUCUCCCUGCAGCCCCCCUCGAGAUCUCGACUCUAAAGCUUGUGUCACGAUUGGAGAUCAGGUAAACGUCGUCCUGCAGCCCUCUGAAGCGUGCAUUCCCAUUUCUUUGUUUUCGUUUCCGCUGAGCACCCGCAUACAUUAAUGUCGCAUUUACCUCCUUCCUCCUACCAGAACUUUGUGGUGAAGGCUGAUGACUUGGAGCAGAUUGCAGAGCUGGGGAGGGGAGCGUACGGGGUGGUGGACAAGAUGAGACAUGUGCCCAGUGGGGUUAUCAUGGCUGUCAAGGUAGGCUGAGAAGCUCCUGCUCAGGUUACCAUCUCUGUAAAUGCAUCACGCUUUUGAAAAUAGCUCCAUCACGACUCGAAGAUGUUUUUAACAUUCGAGCUCAAGUACUAAACAUUCGGAUGAGAUCUUCCAGACUUCUGUUAUGUUACACGUUACUGGACACCGGUCCAUUUCGGCUAUAUCUGCUCCUCGAUGACACCGACGGCCUAAUGUGUGACGUUUGUGUCCUCAGAGGAUUCGUGCCACAGUCAACACUUUGGAGCAGAAGAGACUCCUGAUGGACUUGGACAUUUCCAUGAGGACAGUCGACUGCUUUUACACUGUCACUUUCUAUGGCGCCCUCUUCAGAGAGGUGAAUAAACUGUGACGUAUGAGAUAUAUACACACGAGUUAUUGUUUUAUUGUUCUUGUUUCUCAUUCUUGGGUUGCGUGUAUAUUCUUCAGGGUGAUGUUUGGAUCUGCAUGGAGCUGAUGGACACAUCUCUGGAUAAAUUCUACAAGAAAGUCAUUGAGAAAGGCAUAACGAUCCCAGAGGACAUCCUGGGAAAGAUCACAGUAGCAGUAUGGACUCUUCUUCAUUUGAAUAUACUUAAUUUACCUGUUUAUUUACUGUGUAUUUUUAUAGGGACAAAUCUGAAACUACAUGACACGGCAUCCAGGAUUUCAAAAACGAAUGUCAGAUGAUGAUUUGUCCGAUUUCACGAUCGUUUUCUACAUAUAUUAAAGAUAUUUUUGAGCCCAUGUGGAGAUUUCCACUACAGAGUCAUGCCAUUAUUAAUGCAGUGUGAAGUUUAUUUGUCUGUAGAAGAUAAAAUUAUCCUGAAACUGCCCGAAUAUUUGCUCCUGCAGUCUUUCACAGAGUGGUGAACCUGAUUUUCUCUCGUUAUUUCACAGAUCGUUAAGGCAUUAGAGCAUCUGCACAGUAACCUGUCAGUGAUCCACAGAGGUAACGAGAAGAUGACAUCACCCCGGAGCACAGAUAACUGUUUAUUGUUCUUGGUUCGCUUUCAUCCGCUCAUCAUUUUUUUCCCUUCCAGAUGUGAAGCCCUCCAAUGUUCUGAUCAACACCAGGGGCCAAGUGAAAAUGUGCGACUUCGGCAUCAGCGGCCACCUGGUGGAUUCUGUGGCCAAAACGAUGGACGCAGGCUGCAAGCCUUACAUGGCGGUGAGUGCCCGCUUUAGUUCCUAUCAAGCUUGUUUCACCAACUAUUUAAAGGUAGGAGCAUAAAUGUUAUUUUUGUUUCUUAUGUGUUUUAUUAUUACAUUACAGCCUGAGCGCAUCAACCCUGACCUCAACCAGAAAGGCUACAGUGUUAAGUCAGACAUCUGGAGUCUUGGUAUCACAAUGGUGAGUGUCUCCAACAUCACAAGUUUUAUCUUAUAAACAUUGACAUCAGAGGUUCAAAGAUGGCACACAUGCCCACUUAUCAUAUUAACAUAGAAGACCCUGAUACAGGCUCUUCAUCAUUUUAAACACAUUCAUGAUUUUAGUCUAUUACUCACACAGAUGUUAGUAGCCCAAGUCUAGCGGACCCUCUCAUAAGACUGUGAUUCUUCUGGAGUUUUGGACGUGGAAAGUUGACUCAUGGGACUUUAAAUAUCCAUGAGGAUGUUAGUUUAGUUAAGACAGAUUUUAAAUGAAUAGAAAAAUAAAGAUUUUAAACCAUGACAUACUUGUGCCAGAAGAGACAUUAGACUGCAUAACAACAUAUAUAUGAAACAGGAGCCACUGACUGUUUUAGAUGUAAGAUGAUGUUAUUUAGGAUGGGAAGAAUGAGUCAUCAAGUAUAAGAGAUGAUGGGGACAUCAUCCAUGUUAGGGCUGAUGCUGAUGAUGUGCUGAUUAUACUAAAAAUAUCAAUAAUUGUUUGACUAUAUAUCUCCUCGAGAUGCAGACCUGAUGUGAUCAAACUCCAAAGCAACAUAAUAAUCUGUAAUCAGCCUCCUGUUUUAGGUGUUUAGGAAGCCAUGUUUUAGUGUGUUUUCACUACAAAGGCCGAAGCCAGCUAUAACACUUCUAUUUUUUCACAAUUAAAACCUGAAAUAUGUAUAGCUAUAUACCCGUAAUUAUUUGUCUCUGUACUUAAAAACUGGAAUUGCAGCAGCAGGGCAUCGUCCUUUCCUGCAGGCUGCACGCAAGCUGGCAUUUAUUAGUUGCUAUGGUAACUGAGACACACUGAAACUCUCUUACUGCUCCUCGGUACACUUUACAUAAACAGAUAAAUAAAUAAAGUCAUAAUACAGAAACCUAAUUUAAUUAGAGAUGGAUGAUUAAUCGUUCGACUCAUCCCACAGUCCCUCGUGGCAGCACUUCACCUGCUCUCACAUGAUCAGUAUCGGCAUCAGCCACUGAUUUAAUCACACUGUAUGACAGGAAACUGAAGAGGCCACUUGUUGCACAUGAUGAGACUAAGUGUGGUUGUACUGUUGAAAGAUACAGAUCUACAAUUAAGGAGGUUACAUCUAGAGGACUAAAGAGCGGCUAAACGGCAGAAAAUGAUGCUAAAAAAUCAGAGAUUGGUGAUGAAGAAUUCAUUCAAGUUUUUAUACUCAAAAUUUCUGCCUUCACUCAACUUAUUACAUGUCCCCUGUGCUUGAGGGGUCAGGGAAGUUUUUGUCUCCACGUCCCUGCUCCUAAAUCGGCCUUUCCCCGUCUUUUUAGAUCGAGCUGGCCAUUUUGAAAUUCCCCUACGACUCCUGGGGGACCCCGUUCCAGCAGCUAAAGCAGGUGGUGGACGAGCCGUCUCCACAGCUGCCCGCCGACCGUUUCUCCCCGGAGUUCGUAGACUUCAUCUCCCAGUGGUGAGUGUCACACGGAUACUGUGCAGACUUCCUCGGUUGUUACUUUCUCAUCCAGCCCUCUGUGAGGUUGCACUGAUGUCCAGCAGGGGUCAGUGUCUGCUCUUUGUUUGCUUAGCAAGAUGGUACAACCCACGCCAGAGUGUAAUGAUCAUGUCUUUUAGCUCUUUAGAGAUAUUUUUAUAUAUAGAGAAGGUUUUAAAUUGAGGAAAUGUGUCCUCUUUUUUUGACUUUUACAUCCUUCUUUUAUUUUGCAGCUUGAGAAAGAAACCAAACGAGAGACCAGCUUAUACAGAAUUAAUGGUAAGUUUAAUUGUACAAAUUUCUCAUUCACUCUUCUUCACUUUCUUCUUGGCUACUGUAAACAUCCUGGUUGUAAUGUUCAGAGUAUUGAUCGCCACAAGAAGCCAGGCGUACGCUGUAGACUCAGCCUCAUUCAAACCCUCACUUGUCAUUUUAAAACAACUUGUCUUUUCUUUUACGGUGCAGCAACAUCCUUUUUUCACUCUGCAUGACGCCAAAGAGACAGACGUGGCCAGUUUUGUCAAGGUCAUCCUGGAUGACUGAUGGGCUCUGAUCUGGCUCCGCCCUCAUCAGGGUAGGCGGGACCUCUCAGCAAAACAAACCAAUGGCCUACCUUUUUUCUCUUUUUCCUUUUUUUUUUUUUUUUAAACUCACUGGAAUGACAGACUCUCAUGCACCCGCACACGACAGAGGGAGGGGGGGGAAUGACCUAAAGACUGACAGCAGCCAAGCAGCACUGGAGUGGGGGGUGUGGCGGUAAUAUGAACUUGUGCGCUCAAAAAAAACAAAACAACAAAAAAAAAAAACCCAACUGGAGAGGUUUAAUUUGCUCCUCCAAGCAUCCUGUGUGUGCAAUCAUUCAACAUGAUGGAUAUGAACUGAUCCAGCUUUUGCUGUUUUUUCUCUUCUUUUUUUUCCCUUCCUUUGUUUUUGCCCCACUGCCCCCUUUAUUUUUAUUUUUUAUCUUUCUCUUCAGAAACGGACAGAGCCAGCCAUUAUUUCUUUGUGACACAUAUUGUAUGAAUACUUUGAAUUUCAACUGCAAAAACUCAUCAGUUAUGUGUAUGUUGUCGUGUAUUGAAAAGCUAUAUUUGCAUAUGCGUUUGUAUGUUUUUUCUCAUUAUAUACAGAGUUUUGAUACUGUAUAUCUGCGACAAGUGUGAAUUUUACCAGACUAGGGCCUUAUUGUCACACUGCAUCAGGUGAACAGUUCCAGCUGCCUCUGCUCUAAAUCGAUCGGUCGGCGCGGGGGGCGGCGGGACGAGCCUUAGGAACUCCAACGCGGGGGGACAAAAACGUAAGAAAUGUCAAAGGUCGCAUUCUGGACUGGACAAGUUUCAUUCCUAGAUCUCUUGGCGAGGCAGAGGCAGGAAUGUGAAGCGUCAGAUCAGAUACCAUCUGAACUCUUAUUGAUCCGAGCUGAGGCCCCUCAUGCAGCGACCCCUCUUUACUCUCCUUCUCUCUUUGGUAUUUACGAGUCAACAUCAUCGCUGCCAUCGUCGCUACCUGGAAGUAUUCAGGGGGUUGCCUAAUCAAGCUCACAGCUUUAUCUUUAUUUUUAUUUUUUUUCUCUGUGCCAUUUUUCAGAUCGUUCUCAUGAAUUACUGCAUUAAUUGUAUUUUUUUUUUGUCUUUAUUUUUUCUGGCUUGCAUUUUGAUUUAUUUCAGCAGCAUUUAAACUUUAUUUCGUCUACCUUGAGUCAGCAUAGUCUUUCCAUACGAGGCACUUAUGUUUAUUUGUUUCCCUAGAGAGCUUAUUAUUAUGCAUUACACAGACAGUAUGUUAGGGGAAUAAUUUAUGUGUUGAGGAUGUAAAUACUAUCUCCUUUUUAAUGUAACAUGGCACUGUCCUAACCUGGCAGUGCUGCUGAGUGGUAGAGUGGUUGGUAUUAGUUAGUUUUAAUGCAGUGUGACCUGUCAUACACAAACACUUGUACUCGCAGGGCCAGCUGACUGUUGUACACCUAUUUUGGAGUGAUGUGCUGUCAGGCGCCACCGCUCAGGUUUCUUUGCUCUCCUUCGUGCGGAGACGACCCCAUUUAUUUUUCCCUAGGUCAUACUCUCCUUGAGUGCUGGACCGAGAGCCUCUUUUCAGUCCUCGGUGGGCAGCCAUUAUCUCUUCUGUAUGGCCAUACUAUGCAGAGCCUGCUCGCCUUGGACACAAAGCGAGAGACCCUUUGCAGUUAUGUGGCGGUUAUUUUUCCUGCUCCAAGUGUUCAGAGACUGUGACGAUGAUGGUGGUGACGACAGUGAUGAUUACUGCCAUGGGUCCAUACAUGGCCUGAGGUCAUCGCCUCUCCGGUUUACACUGUAGUGCAACCUUUAUCAAAAGUCAGUGAGUCAGGAGUAUUUAUGAUUGUGAAUAAUAAGGGAAAGCUAGCAACACCACAAAGAAGCUGCUGUUAUUUUUGUUUUUAUUUUUCUUUCUCUUUUUUUUUUGUUUUAGUCGGCCUUCUUUGAAUGGCCAUUCCCUUGGUGUGUAAAAGUGAGUUUUCACGCUGAUCACAAUGAGAAUGGAACACUUGCUCUACCUCUUACUCCUUCACUCUAUUUGCCACCUUUUCAUUGGGUGGGACUGACAAACUUGAACUAUGGAAAGACAAAAAAAUAAAGGCUUUAUUGUUCAGUA